This is a messenger RNA of Volvox carteri f. nagariensis, 1809 nucleotides long. RefSeq lists its product as uncharacterized. The record is from RefSeq and is a predicted model, not a curated record. Gene Ontology annotation, molecular function: aldose 1-epimerase activity; carbohydrate binding. The transcript has 8 exons. Lineage: Eukaryota; Viridiplantae; Chlorophyta; Chlorophyceae; Chlamydomonadales; Volvocaceae. The coding region runs from base 51 to 1211 and encodes 386 amino acids. Gene Ontology annotation, biological process: glucose metabolic process; beta-D-galactose catabolic process via UDP-galactose, Leloir pathway.
GUUAUUCAUCUGGACUGUGGAUCACCCUGCGAACACAGGUGACAGCCCAAAUGCGUAUCCUUGCCGGUUUAUUGUUAGGGUCCAGCGUCGCGCUUGCAGCGCUGACCCUGUUACGGGUCCGUGCUCGCCGUGACCAGUCGUGGCACUCUGGAUUGCCCGUCUUCACGUUGAAGAAUGUCAACGGGAUGGAGGUGCAAAUCUCGGCUUUCGGUGCAGCUAUCCUUAAUAUUCUCGUUCCUGACAAGAAAGGGAACAGGGCCGAUGUUGUCCUGGGCUAUGAUACUGUUCAAGAGUAUGAGACCACCACCCCCUGUACCUACUUCGGUGUGGUGGUUGGUCGGGUAGCCAACCGAAUCGCCAACGCCCGGUUCACCUUGGAGGGGACGGAGUACCGCCUGCUGGCCAACGAUGGGCCCAACUGCCUGCAUGGCGGCUUGAAGGGACUACACAAGCGAGUGUGGGAGGGACGACUUAUCCGGGGAGCUGACUAUGAUGCCGUACAGCUGCACUACGACAGCCCCGAGGGAGAGGAGGGCUUCCCCGGCACGCUGCAUGUGAGCGUUACAUACCGCCUGACUCGUAACGCCAACGAGCUCACCACGAGCAUCGUGGCCACCUCGGACGAGGCCACGCCAGUCAACAUUGCACAGCACUCUUACCUCAACUUGGGCGGCCACGCCUCCGGCCCGGUGUUGAGCCACCUGUUGCGUCUGCACGGCGCCGACCACUACACUCCGGUGUCGCCUUCGCUCAUACCCACGGGGGAGAUUGCGCCGGUGGCGGGCACCCCCUUCGACUUCACCGCCGCGGAGCCGGGGAGCGCCCUGCCGGCUCACUCCAUCGGCAGCCGUAUCGACGAGGUUCCUGGUGCAGCGCCUGGAGGGUACGACCACAACUAUGUGCUGUUCGGCAUGGGGCCACAGGUGGGUGGUGGUGGAUGGCCCAAGCUCGCCGCCACGUUGGUUGACCCGGUCAGCGGUCGGGCCAUGGACCUGUUCACCACUGCACCUGGGGUGCAGUUUUACUCGGGCAACUUCCUCGACGGCACGAUCGUGGGCAAGGGCGGUGUCAAGUACGGCAAACACGCAGGUCUUUGCCUCGAGACACAGGGCUUCCCCAACGCGGUCAACGAGCCGGCCUUCCCCAGCGUCGUGCUGCGACCGCAGGAUACCUACCGCCACGAGCUCGUCUACCGCUUCUACAAUGUUUGAAGACCCUUCCUUCCUCUCUGCCCAGGUGCCGCUCCCCUAGAUUUUGGACCGAAAAAACAUUUCUCUCUAUGACGUUUGCGGAUGAGGGGUGCCGCUCAAAGGGAGAAUAUGGGAGAGUACAAACACACACACGUUUACCAUGGGAGCUCCGGAGCGGAGGUUAAGGAAAGGGAAGGAAAUUACUUUCACUUGGCGGAGGCAUAGAGGUGUUGAAAGGGCGGCGUAAUCGUUGUCCUGGAGGGAUAUCUGUCACAUGCAGGGAUAUCCCGCUUGGGAAAAAGAGUGUGAAGUAUACAUAAGCGGCAGCGAGUGCGCUUUUUUUAGUAGGAGCAAAGGUGAACUAUGCGUAAAUUGAAUAAAUUCGUUGUUCUAUGUUGGUUCUAUGUGCGUUUUUUCCUACGGUUAGACUUGCAUACCAUCGCGAAACGGGUUGGCACUGCCCUGUACGGUCAGCUCAGGCAAUUGUUAUUUUCUGUUUUGUUGUUAGAUACGCUCUUUUUCUCUUAAGGUGUCAGAAGGGGUGAGCUAAUAGUUGCGGUUUUGGUUGCCACUGGUGACGCGAAUGACCUCCCGCCCGUCUUUACUGUCCUAACGUGUC